Molecule: messenger RNA, 489 nt
Organism: Ipomoea triloba (trilobed morning glory)
Lineage: Eukaryota; Viridiplantae; Streptophyta; Magnoliopsida; Solanales; Convolvulaceae
Product: inactive protein RESTRICTED TEV MOVEMENT 1-like
Exons: 2
Coding region: 1-489 (162 amino acids)
Molecular function (GO): carbohydrate binding
Source: RefSeq, a predicted model, not a curated record
AUGCCGGAAGGUAACGGUGAGAAGUGGGAUGAUCACAGCCUUGGGCAAGUUGAGGGGAUUAUGGUUUACCACAAUUCUAUUGCCGUACGCUCUCUAGGUUUUCUCUGUGUUAAAGACAACAUUAACCAAAUGUCUGAACAACACGGAAAAUGUCUUGGAAAAUGCGAAAUGAUCAUACUGGAUUAUCCAACCGAGUUCUUUAUUGGCGUGUAUGGGUUCUAUUACACCAGUAGUUCUAAUACUCAUGUUAUCAGGUGUAUAACAUUUGUGACUAACAAGGCCACAUAUGGACCUUUUGGUGGAUCACCUUAUAGUACCGCUGAGAGUGCAUUUAGUUUACAGUUAUGGGGGAAAGAAAGCAAUAGGAUUACAGGAUUUUUUGGUACUUCUGUCAAUACCAACCUUACAAGUUUUGGAGUUUACAUACAAAAAUCAACUCCUAGGCAACCUGGGAAAUCGGAUGGAAAUGAAGUCAAAAGUGAAGUGUAA